AAGUCGAACGUCAUCCAAAAAAAAAAGAAGUUUAGCCGGACGAAGCUGAAUGAAGAAAGGAAAAUCUGCAAUAAAAUCGUUCAAAUUCGGUGUUAAAUAGUGUUCAAUCGGUUUCAAAUUAGGCAAUAAGUGAGCGCGAGUCUCGAAUUUACCUCGUCAAAUAAUUUUCGUCCGCCGCAGACGAGCGGAAACGGUGAAAAAAGCUGCAGGGCUCUGUAAGUUUGCACAAUCGGAAGGCAUCGUGGCCAAGGAUUCCAUUAUCUGCUGACCCAAGAGAGAGCGAGGCCCUCAUCAAGUGAGAGAUGUCCCAUACGAUUCUGCUGGUGCAGCCGGGGCGCAAUCCGGAAACCCGGACCUACAGCGACUACGAGAGCGUCAACGAGUGCAUGGAGGGCGUGUGCAAGAUCUACGAGGAGCACCUGAAGCGGCGCAAUCCGAACACACCGACCAUCACGUACGACAUCAGCCAGCUGUUCGAUUUCGUGGAUCAGUUAGCGGAUCUGAGCUGCCUCGUGUACCAAAAGUCCACCAACACGUACGCCCCGUACAACAAGGAGUGGAUCAAGGAGAAGAUAUACGUCCUGCUGCGACAAGCCGCGGGGACCACCGAUUAGAAGAGCGAGCCCCAUUGGGAAGUGCUUCCCAAUCUCCCUCCGCAAAACCUUCACUACUCUGCAGUGAAUUCUCCCCGGGGGACGUAAAACCUUCUAAUAAUCUUACUAGUGGUACUUCUUACGUAUUCAUUUCCCUAUUCCCCCCUUUCUCAUGAAAUGUGCUAUUUCUACGUCAUGUGUCCAUGAACAAAAUAAAACGCUAUUUUAACUGUAAAAAAUAGAACCUACGACUCACGAAUUGGACCCCUUUCUACCGCCUAAGUUACUGAAAAGGCAAAAUGUUGAAUUUCAAAAAAUAAAAGCAACACCUUGCUAAGAAUUCAGUUAGGACUCGACGACGGACUAAAACGAAGACAGACGACAGCUUCCGUCUCUUCAGCCUCUAGGAGAGACGGACAGAAGAAGACGAAAGAGAAAAGAUGAAGAAGGAACAGGAGAAUGGAAUUCUGUGUAUUUAAUUUACUAUUUUAUUUUAUAAUAUUUUUGCUGACCGAUGAUGCAGGAGAAGAAGAAGAACAAGAGGAAAUGUUCAAGUGAACAUAAUUAUAAUGGUAAUUAAAAGAAAUAAUAAAAAAGAACGGUGAUCAAAAAGUCAA
Messenger RNA from Aedes aegypti (yellow fever mosquito), 1210 nucleotides. It is a transcript of the gene e(r), whose product is annotated as enhancer of rudimentary homolog. Bases 303 to 614 code for a protein of 103 amino acids. The transcript has 3 exons. The record is from RefSeq and is a predicted model, not a curated record. NCBI's taxonomy places the organism in Eukaryota, Metazoa, Arthropoda, Insecta, Diptera, Culicidae.